AUGACCGAGACCUUGUUCCCCUACAUCAAAGACAACGUGAAGGAGUAUCUGCAUGCUCACUGGGGGGAGGAGGAGUGCCAGCAGGACGUCAGACUUCUGAGGAAACAGGCUCAGGAGGACUCUAGCUUGGAAGGGGCUGUGCCGAUACCUUUGGAGAGUGGAAGCGGGGUAGAAGAACUGGAGUGGGUCAUCCAGGCGGUUGCAGACAACGUGCACUGGCAGAUGUCUCUGGACAGGAAGACCACAGCACUGAAGCAGCUGCAGGGUCACAUGUGGAGGGCAGCCUAUGCAACCGGGCACGUGAAAGGAGAAAUCUUCGAGGACGUGGUUCCAGCCAUCCGGAAGUGGCGGGAAGCGGGGAUGAAGGUCUAUAUCUACUCCUCAGGCAGCAUUGAAGCCCAGAAGCUUCUGUUUGGAUACUCUACAGAAGGUGAUAUCCUAGAGCUCUUUGAUGGCCACUUUGAUACCAAAAUAGGCCCUAAGGUAGAAAGUGAGAGCUACAGAAGGAUUGCGGCCAGUAUUGGGUGUGCCACCAACAACAUCCUCUUCCUGACAGAUGUCCCUCGAGAAGCCAAGGCAGCCGAGGAAGCGGAUAUUCACGUGGCUGUGGUGAUCAGACCAGGCAACGCAGGACUGAUGGACGAUGAGAAAUCGUAUUACAGCCUCAUCUCAUCUUUCACUGAACUUUUCCUGCCUUCCUCCACUUAGGGAUAGCAGUGCACACACAAAAGACUGUGCUUCACCUGAAUUGUUCUUGUGUAAUGUUAGGUAAUUUUGUCCAUAAUCAGAAUUUAAAACCAAACCCACAUCACGUCUUGCAACCGCAACUAGUGCAGGCAGGUAUGGAUGGGGAGUAUGGUGUGGGGUCCCU
Opisthocomus hoazin is the source of this 871-nucleotide messenger RNA. NCBI's taxonomy places the organism in Eukaryota, Metazoa, Chordata, Aves, Opisthocomiformes, Opisthocomidae. The record is from RefSeq and is a predicted model, not a curated record.